Molecule: messenger RNA, 987 nt
Organism: Triticum turgidum subsp. durum (durum wheat)
Lineage: Eukaryota; Viridiplantae; Streptophyta; Magnoliopsida; Poales; Poaceae
Source: the annotation of a GenBank genome assembly
AUGGUUGUUCUCGUGGUAGCGACGGCGUCCGACCCGGCGUCCAUCGGCCCCGCCGCCGCGUUCCUGGCUAUGCCUGGCUGGUCCCCCGGCCCGCCCAUCCCGGAGGGGAUGGAGAGCUUUACAAAUGGGAAUGUUAGGUUAUUGAAGCAUGAACGCAGCAUUGUUGCAGAGGAUGAUCUUGACCGUCGGUGGCAGGAAGCCACUGGAGAGGCUGUUUCCGAGGUCAUAUUCCUCAGCAAACACACUGCAGUCUCCAACCGCCCUGCACUCACUGUCCAUCCAAUCGGUGUGCCACAUCUGAGGGAGGAUGAGACCCCCCCUCAAGGUGGGAGGCCUGGAUGGGCAGCGGUGCCAAACCCUCGAAUUGGCCCAUGGUUCCGGUUGAUGCAAAAGGUUGCUGCAGACCAAGGUCUUGUUCCAGAGUUUGAGAUUACACUUGAAGCUACUCACCAUGGACCACUUACCAGUACACCCACGAUGUUUGUUGAGAUAGGAAGUACACAAGAAUACUGGGGUAGACAAGAUGCUGCGCAGGCCAUUGCUCUAGUUCUAUGGAAAGGUCUUGGUCUUGAGGAAGGAAAUGCUGUUGGAACUUGGCUGGGGAGUGGUGAAAAGGUUCUACUAGGUAUCGGUGGUGGUCACUACGCCCCUCGUCAUACGGAUAUUGUCAUCAAAGAUGGUGUCUGGGUGGGUCAUCUCCUGUCUGGUUACUCUUUGCCAAUGGACGCUCCGCCUCAAGUAAAUGGAAAGAGUUCUGGUGAGGUUGGUGGGAUGUGGAAGCAUUCCAUCAAAGUUUCGUAUGAAGCCACGAAGGCAGGAUUUCCUGGUGGUAAAGUUAUAGCACAUCUUGAUCAGAAGAGCUUCAAGGGCUGGCAAAAGAACGCCAUCACGAGCUAUUUGCAGGAGCAAAAUAUCAGGAUAGGAAAACCCAACGAUUUCCUCUGCACAAAAACUUGGCCGUGCCCACAAGGCAAGCCGUCGAAGUGA